AAAAAAGAAUAAAACAAUUCAUAAUAUAGAAUAAAAUAAAAAGAAAAAAUAAAGAAGCCAGAUAUCUAACGUUCGAUGCAAUCAACACUUCCCUCGCAAUGCUUAAACAUUCCAAUACAAUCUCCAAACCACUAAUUCCGACCAAAUGCCACAAAUUCCCACUCUCUCUGACAAGAGGAAAAAAAGGAAACAGACGAAGCAAUCCUAGCCACGCCAUCGCCACGUUUCACCCCCGAUCAAACCGUACACCAUUCGUUCCUGAAACAGUCUUUCCUUUCUCCAUAUAUAUAUAUACACAAAAAAAAAGAAGAUGUGAAAAAAAAAAGGAAUCCGUGAUAAAGUUUCCCAAGAGGCCAAUGACAACGACACCCAACCCCAUUUAAGUAGCCUCGAUUCGGUUAAGAUUCGACAUCGGAGGAAGAAGGGAAGAAAAAAAAGUAGAAGAAGAAGGCCAUGGCGAGAUAUACAGAGAAGAGGAAUAAAAAAAAAGAAAGAGAGAGAGAGAGAGAGAAAAAAGAAGAAAAUAGGGGAUAAGGUCGGAGGCACGAGAUCCUUCCCACGUCGACGAAACGUGCUGAAAGCGUGCUGCUCGCGUGGCCGUUAGAGCGGCACGGUUGGGGAGGAAAGGAGAGGCCAUUGGUGCAUCGAGCCGGAAUCUUUCUCACGGGCGAGGAGGACGUCAGGUGCAGGACCUCCUUCAGGAAGUACAACGGUUCCUUACAAGGAUUCGCGACUUCUGCCUUCCCACGCUCCUCCAGUUGUAACGGCCAGAUUCGACUCUUCUCCACCACCCUAACCACUGCACCGUAAAGCCUCUUGGCCAUGGUAGGGGCAUGUCGAGAUAUAUCAACUUCUUCGACAAUCAAAUGUGGAUGUUUAUCAAAUCUUGAAGAGAUAUAACUCAUGCAAUGAUGUCAUACGAAUUUCCUCAUCCAGUUUCAAAGACAUACCGAUAUAAAAAAAUAACGAAGCCAUUGUUGGAAAGAAAACGACGUGCGCGCAUAAAUAAAUGCCUCGAUGAGUUAAAAAAUCUUAUGAUAGAUGCAUUAGAGACGGAAGGGGAGGACAUAAGCAAGCUGGAGAAAGCGGACAUUCUGGAGUUGACCGUGCGCCAUUUACAAAGGCUGCAGGGCUCACGAUCCUCCACCGGAUUGCCGGACACCGUCACGAACAACGACGAGGUCUCGGCCGAAAAUCGGUGGUUAUCCGGUUUCGGCCACUGCGCAGCUGAAGCGUACAGAUUUCUCUCGGCUGUUCCAGGUGAAGGCGCGGAAAGAUUAGCGAGGCACCUCGCAGCUGGCCUUCAAAAGAGCCGGCAAACGAAUUCGACGCUGAAAACAAACGUGCUGACACAAACUUUGGCAAGUUUGGAUCUUACUACUGAUUUAUUGGCUUCGUCGAUUCCUAUCGAUAACAUUCAAGUAGCAUCUUCCAAUCAAAAUGCGGUCACUUAUCGUGGAAGAAUUCCUGACGCAAUCACGUUUAACAUACCAUCCGGAUGUAACAGUGGGACGACCGUAGAAAAUGGAGAAAAACUAGAAAGAGGUUGCAUUUCCGAAAUAUCGAAAGACUUGAAGGAGGGGCAAACGGUGGAGAAAGUUAAAACUGAGAUCAAAGUUGAGGAUGAAGAGGAAAUCGAUGUGGAACGCGUUGAUGAAGUUGAUCCUAUGUGGCGGCCUUGGUAAUUUUUAAAAUUCUUCUCUCAAACGUUUUAUUGUAUGGAAUUUCUCAUUUCUUAUUUUUGUUUCCAAAAAUGAUUGAAAAAUAUAAUUGUUGAAUCUGCUCAAAAAGAAUUUUAUUCUUGCUCUUUUAAACAUUUGAUUGUAUAUUAAAGUAGAGAUGUAUUUGAUUCUAUAAAAAAGCAGAGAUGUGUAUGGAUAUAA
Apis dorsata (giant honeybee) is the source of this 1883-nucleotide messenger RNA. RefSeq names its product enhancer of split mgamma protein-like. The transcript is spliced from 5 exons. NCBI's taxonomy places the organism in Eukaryota, Metazoa, Arthropoda, Insecta, Hymenoptera, Apidae. Gene Ontology annotation, molecular function: RNA polymerase II cis-regulatory region sequence-specific DNA binding; DNA-binding transcription factor activity, RNA polymerase II-specific; protein dimerization activity. Gene Ontology annotation, cellular component: nucleus. The coding region runs from base 909 to 1685 and encodes 258 amino acids. The record is from RefSeq and is a predicted model, not a curated record. Gene Ontology annotation, biological process: regulation of neurogenesis; anterior/posterior pattern specification; regulation of transcription by RNA polymerase II.